This is a messenger RNA of Centropristis striata (black sea bass), 6776 nucleotides long. RefSeq names its product dystrobrevin, beta b (gene dtnbb). Gene Ontology annotation, molecular function: zinc ion binding. NCBI's taxonomy places the organism in Eukaryota, Metazoa, Chordata, Actinopteri, Perciformes, Serranidae. Gene Ontology annotation, biological process: synaptic signaling. The transcript has 21 exons. Gene Ontology annotation, cellular component: plasma membrane; synapse. The record is from RefSeq and is a predicted model, not a curated record. Bases 283 to 2088 code for a protein of 601 amino acids.
CAUCUCCGUGCCUGCUUGCGCUCUGCUCUGCCGUCCUCUGCCGCUGGGUCGCUGAUGAUGCCGAGCGGAGCGGGGCGCUUGUACGUUUCUGAGUGCGGCUACAACCGCAGUUACCAAGACUGAAGUCGAAUGAGACGGGAGAGGAGGCUGAAAUACGAUGAUGGAUCGUCCGAGUCGUUUCUCAUCGCUCGGACAGCUGUAACGUCGGCGGACACACGCGUGGAUUCAUCAAAGGGUCGACGUUCAGAGCUUCACUUUGUUUGACAUUCAGCCAGCGACAGAAUGAUCGAGGAAGGCAGUAAACGAGGCAAGGCCAUGGUGGAGAAGAGACAGCUCUUCAUGGAGAUGAGAGCUCAAAACUUUGAUGUAAUCAGACUGUCGACUUAUAGGACCGCCUGCAAACUCCGGUUUGUGCAAAAGAGAUGCAACCUUCAUCUGGUGGAUGUCUGGAACAUGAUCGAAGCGUUUCGCGACAACGGGCUCAACACUUUGGACCACAACGCUGAGAUCAAUGUGUCGCGGCUGGAGACAAUCCUGUCUUCCAUCUACUACCAGCUCAACAAGCGGCUGCCCACCACCCACCAGAUCAACGUGGAGCAGUCCAUCGGGCUGCUGCUCAACUUCAUGGUGGCCACCUACGACAGUGAAAGCCAUGGGAAGCUGACAGUUUUCUCAAUGAAAUCCAUGCUGUCAACAAUGUGUGGAGGGAAAAUUGUGGACAAACUACGCUAUAUUUUCUCACAGAUCUCGGACUCAAGUGGAGUCAUGAUGUUUGCAAAGUUUGAUCAGUUUCUUCGAGAGGUGCUGAAACUCCCCACAGCCGUGUUCGAGGGCCCAUCUUUUGGCUACACGGAGCAUUCUGUGCGGACGUGCUUCCCUCAGCAGAAGAAGAUAAUGCUGAACACGUUUUUGGAUGUGUUGAUGGCAGAUCCUCCCCCUCAAUGCCUCGUAUGGCUACCGCUCAUGCACCGACUUGCUAAUGUUGAAAAUGUCUUCCAUCCGGUGGAAUGUUCAUAUUGCCGGAGCGAGAGCAUGAUGGGUUUCCGGUAUCGGUGCCAACAGUGCCACGGCUACCAGCUCUGCCAGAGCUGCUUCUGGCGUGGCCAUGCCAAUGGUCCCCAUAGCAACCAGCACCAGAUGAAGGAGCACUCUUCCUGGAAGUCUCCGGCCAAAAAGCUGAGCCACGCAAUCAGUAAAUCUCUAGGCUGCGUCCCCAUCGGAGAGCCACCUCAUCCUGUGUUCCCCGAGCAGGCCGAGAGACCACAGGAACUCACCCACACUGUUCAGCCGAAACCAGUGGCCAACAACAUGAACGACACAAUGCUCAUGUCCUCUGGGGCACCUACUCCUACCAAAAGCGUCUUGGAGAGUCCCAGCCGGCUAGAUGAAGAGCACCGCCUCAUCGCUCGAUACGCUGCCCGCCUGGCAGCCGAGGCGGGCAACUCCACACAACAAUGUCCUCCAACAGAUCUGGGCUUCAACUUUGAUGCCAAUAAACAACAGAGACAGCUGAUUGCAGAGCUGGAGAACAAAAACAGGGAGAUCCUCCAGGAGAUCCAGCGGCUUCGUCUGGAGCACGAGCAGGCCUCUCAGCCGACCCCAGAAAAAGCCCAGCAGAACCCCACACUUCUGACUGAACUACGGCUGCUCAGACACAGGAAGGACGAGCUUGAGAGGCGCAUGUCGGCCCUCCAGGAGAGCAGACGGGAGCUGAUGGUGCAGCUGGAGGGACUCAUGAGGCUGCUAAAGGAUGAGGAGCAGAAGCAGGCUUCCCAGUCUGGAGGUUCCCCUCAUUCCUCCCCCAGUCACGGUGCAGGUUGCUCCAUGCCCAUGCCCAUACGCUCCACCUCGGCUGGGUCCACCCCAACUCACACACCACAGGACUGCCUGGCAGGUGUGGGAGGGGACGUGCUUGAGGCCUUUGCUCAGGGUGUACCUAGAAAUCUUCGGAAUGAUCUAUUAGUUGCUGCUGACUCAAUCACAAACACCAUGUCAUCACUGGUGAAAGAGCUCCACUCAGUUGACGAUGUGGGCGUGGAAGAGGAGACAAACAUGAGGAACGGUGGGGACAGAGCUGAAGCAGAAUGAACAACAAAAAGCACAUUGAGAGUACAGAAGCACUGAGGACAAGAGAACACCAUUCCACCCUGUAAGGACAUACGGUCAUCAAUUGGGAAGAAUCCGUAACAACUACAACAACAACAACAACAACAACAACCCCUGGCAUUAGCACGUAGAGUAAUGCAUGCUGUAAUCUAACAGGAUUUCACUAUGUGAAAAAAGUCUCUUCACACCUUGCAGGUAGCAAGAUGUGUCUAAUUAGUGAGUGUGUAUGUUGUCCUGUAAACAAAAACUGCUGUAAUUACCCGAUGAUUUCCCUCAUGACUGCUGAGGAAUGGCUUGCUGUGCUUUCUCCCCCAACGGUUCCACUGCAGCAGCUCAUUUUGUAUAUAAAAUACUGUAAACACAUGACCACGGGGACACCCGACACGAAGGUGACAACAUGUUUCCUGUCAUUGCUUUUGUAUGAUUAGCGCUAGUAAUUUGUUUUCUUUUUUUUCUCUCCUUUUUUUUAAAAUUAUUUUUGCAUGAAGUUGCACUCACGUCUGGAUUUAGGUACUGUACCAUGCUAUGCCAGCUCUCUGUGGGAUUAUGAUGACAGCCGGGGUGUCAGAAGUGUCUUGUCUCACAAUUCACGCUGAGUGUGUUUACUCGCACAUUCAUAUUCGCAAGAAAAAAAACAACAACUCUAAAGUUUGUAAAAGCAGAAUUCUGGAUAUGCUCCAGUUUCAAGGAUUAAGAGUUUGGCAUUUUGGUUAAUACACUUUUUGGCUACUUGCUGAGAGUUAUAUGGUAGUCAUUGCGUUAGAGUUUAAGAGUUAGAUGAUAUUUGUAUGAAGCCUUCACCAGCAGUUAUUUAGUUUAGCUUAGCAUAAAGACUAGAAACAGGGGAAAUUGCUAGCUUUUUCCUGUUUAUUUUGCUUUUGAUAGGUCGACACCGAUUUACUGAUAACUAAAAUGAGGUGGCAUUGAGGGUAACCAGGCAGAGCUGACUUAAAAACACUAACUAAAAAUCUGCAUAGUUUCCUUUUUAGCACGCUCCACUUUUUACCUCAGACUACAAGUUGUUGGACUGUUAAACAUUAAUUACCCUAUAGACCUGACAUGUGUAGCCAGUCAAAAAAAUUCUUGACAUCAUUGACAUCCCUCGUCCAAAAGUAUUAAAAUCCACCUACCAGCACCUCUAAAGCUCACAAAUUAACAUUUUACAUCCUGUUGUUUAAUGUGUACAAAAAAGAAGUGUAAAAUGAGUAAAUUGUAGUUUUACAGGAUGUCAUAUGCUGGGCUAUUUCUUGGCAUCGUAUUUACACAGUGACUUCUCGGAGUCUUGUUGAAAGUGAGAGUGACAGGCUAAACCGCAACUUGUCGUUUUCACGCUUUUUUUUUUAAACAAACAAAUUAAACGAUGGAGAUACAGCCAGACUAGCUCUUUCCACUGGUUUCCAUUCUUUAUGCUAAGCUAAACAAUACGCUGACUGUAGCUUUAUAUUUACUUCCAGAGAGAGUGGGAUUGAUGUUCUCAUACUCUAACUCUCGGCAAGGAAAAAUAGCUGGUAUCCAGAGUAUUGCGUGCUUGUAAACACACCAACUGAGUCACAUAGUGUACUGCUGCUACUGCGCUCUCUGUGAGCCAACAUUGCAAAUAAGAGGGCUGUGCGUUUAAAAGAAACCAAGGGGCUACAACAAACACAACAAUGAACAGAGUCUCAUUGAUUACUCCCUGUGAAAACUUAACAAAACACACCCGACUAGCUGGCAGCCUCAUAUUCAUUGUUUCAAGUGUAGGGAAGCACCUCAGGAUGUUUAAAUUGUAAUGAAUUAGGCACUGAGUUUUAGUUACAAAAUGAACACUUAUACAGUAUGUGUGGAUGUAAGGUCGUAGUGAGCAAGUAGGAUAUGCUUUGAUAGCUUUAUUUAGUUAAUAAAGGAAUACUGAAAAUGUUUAUGUGCAAUGAAGGUAGGUGCUCAGGGACUGCAGAGCUACUAGUAAAAUAUGGUGGUAAAGUCCUUUAACUGCAAGACGUCAUUGGCCACAGACUAAAAGGCUAGAGGUCAAUGAUUAAAAAAAAGAGGGUUUCAUUCCAAAACACAUCCAAUGUUUUUCACAAAUACAAUUUCUUGUGAUUGCAUAAGAUUUACUUGAAACUUCCUAAAGUUGUUCAUUUUACUUUCUACCUCUGCCAAGGAGGUUUUGUUUUUGAUCUUCAGUUUGUUCAAAACAUUCUCAUUCCUAAACACUGAAUAGGUUGACACUCAACACGAUAUAUAUGACCGUUUUAAGCUCAUGAAAGAAAUGGUCGCAGUUUUAAACAUGUGGUAAAUGUUGUGAAAUGGAACUACCUGGUUAGUUCUAUGAAAAUAUCUUGGCUUGGGUUUGAAUUGUGAUAAACUGUUCACUUUCAUUAACAUUGCAACUUAUGGAAUUUGAUCUCGAUUGAGGUCUGCGCUCUCCGAGUGCCCCUCUAGUUUUGGAAUGAAAUUCUUUUAAUAUGUCAACAUAUUCUCAUGAAUGAGUUCGUAUUAUUUCUCGCAAAAAAGAGCUGAUAUCUUCUGGUUGUUGGUUGAUUGGUUGGUCUGUAUUCUCUUGUUUGACGAAAUUGUGUCCUCCAAUUUUUUCCCAACUGAAAACACCAGUUGCUUCUCUGAAAACGCCAAGCUGGGAGCACUAUAGCAUUAGUGCAGUUUAGUGGUGUUUGUAGCAUAGUGUAAAUACGCAGCACACCCAGUGUUGCUCAGUGCACUGUGGCUAAAAGUUAAACUUGAGAUAAUGUGCAGAUUUUUGCUCCCCUCGAACACUCUAUUGGUUGAAGAGUAGGUGUAAUUUCAGUCAACAUGAAGUCAGUUUACUUCUGUUGACUACAGCCCUACUUAUGCAACACUGUUCCUAUGAUAUCCUACGAAAUAACUUUUGCUGUUUUAAACACGUCACGGUCACCGUUUUAAACACUUGGCAAUUGUUUUUUGUAAACAUCUUGGGAACUACUUGGUUAGAUUUAGACACCAGAACUACUUAGUUAAGUUUCAGCAACAAAACAACUUAUUUAAUGUUCAGAAAAAGGGUUUUAAGGCUUAAAAUGUCCGUUUACAUACAGAACUACUGAGGAGAACUAGAGUGAGGAAGUUUCCAACGGGAGUGGGUCAAAGUCCUGUGUUUGUGCCGUUAACCUCCCCUCCUGCCUGCCCUUUGCGUCCGUGGUCUUUUUGCUCUAGAAAUGGACACAAUUUCAUGGGAUAUCCUUGAAAUUCAGUACAUUACUUUAUGUAGGAAUAACUACGAACCGUUCAUGAGAACAGCCUGAAAAUUGAUGAAAACAACAGCAAGUGAUUAAAGUGGUUAAAGAAUGUGGAUCAUUAGGAGAGAAGUUUUUCUAAAGUGCUAUAUGGUGAAGCAUGUUGUUGGAUAUAGUUUGUUUGUGUGUGAAUUUGUGUCUUUCACGGAUAAGCGAAGAGAUCUGUCCAUUAACAGAGGUAGCUGUCCACCAGAGAGGAUGAUCAUUUUGAUCAGGUCCAAGUUACCUUUACAUUGUUUGUCUUCUGGUUCAAUGUUUUUUGUCCUUCAGGGUAGCCAUUCAUCACGAAAAUGAGCAUUGUUUGGUCUUUAGUAAAUGCAAUGUGAUAAAGGUCUGGGAGCCAUAUUAGAGUAAAAUGUUCUGAAAGGAGAUAAAUCUGACUGAAUCGAAGUGAAAAGCAUGAGGUUUUUGUUCUGAGAUCUGUACAGUAAGUCUAUCCUAUAAGCUAGCUAUAAGGUUUCAACAAGCUCUUACACUGUGUCAAGAAAAAGAACAAAAAGAGGCUACUCUGUAAUCGACAUUUUAAAUGUGAUGUUUUUAUUCAGUUCUCUGUUCUGCUCUAUGUUAUCCUUAUUGUUUAGUAUUAGUGGAGUAUAGUCAAUGUAAUGAGUCUGUCAAAACGGAGAUUCAUGUGCACAUUUGCGCUUGCGUAUUCGCCCAAAUGUAAAUGAAUAUGAAGAAAGUGGAAAAACUGAAGUACUGUAAUUUAAAUCUGUGACCACUGCUGUAAAAAUAUUCAGCAGUAAAACACAGAGGUUAAAGCUUAAGGGUUUAAUGUCCUCCCCUUCAUUCUGCCCACACAAAGUUUUUUCGUUCUUUCAGUUUGUGCCUGUAGCUGUUCUGUAAAGUGCUGUAUAAAGUAACCAUUCAGCAAAUAAGAUGAUCUAUCAGCCUUUAUGUCUGUGACUUUGUAGAGAUUUUAUUUAUUUAUUUAACGUGUUCUGGGGGAAACUCAUGCUCAGCCUUUACAUUUGUGCCAAACUGUUUGCAGACAUUGUGUGUCAUACAGAUUACAGGUAUAUAUCAAAGUAUAUCUGCAUUAGUAUGUUGUUGUUGCCCAUAGUUUAUUCACAGAAUGCCUGGAGAUGUUCACAGUUAAUGGUUUCCGCUGGAAAAACUUGCAUUUAAUAAUUAAUAAAGACAAACAACACAUUCCAAAUCUACUGAUAGACUCACUGAUGUCAUUAUAGCCAAUGUGGAGGCAAUACUACUGUAUACCCGUCAGAACAAUGCGGGGUAACGCAAAUAAACUCAGCCGGUCAUACAGAGGUGCAUACAUUGUGAUCCUUUUAUUGUUUGCAGAGAGACAAUGUGCAAAGAGGAAUAACGCUCCCCUGAUGUUAUUUAUCUAUGUAUGUGUUCUGUACGGUUAUGCUUCUGGUACACAUUUGUUUCUCAUGUUAAUUUUACAAAACAUAGUUUUAU